This is a messenger RNA of Macadamia integrifolia, 2373 nucleotides long. Its product is annotated as probable protein phosphatase 2C 34. Gene Ontology annotation, molecular function: protein serine/threonine phosphatase activity. The record is from RefSeq and is a predicted model, not a curated record. Gene Ontology annotation, biological process: protein dephosphorylation. The coding region runs from base 549 to 1649 and encodes 366 amino acids. Lineage: Eukaryota; Viridiplantae; Streptophyta; Magnoliopsida; Proteales; Proteaceae. The transcript has 8 exons.
UUUCUUUAAACGAACACUUUCUGUAAGGUAAAGGCACUGAAAAAAGGUUACUUUUCGUUUCGUAGCAGAAGAGCUUUAACGUUCACUUUGGUCGCUGAUGUGUUUGUUGUGAAGACUACGGGAGCUUUGUAAUAGAAACUAAUGAAGUGUAAGCGAUCUGAGGCUUUCUCAUCUUUAUAUCUCAGUCAAACUAGCCGGAGUUUCUUCGGAAUCCGGCAGAGACAACUCUGGCUUUGCCAGCGCUGUCAGAUUUCUGAUCUUUAGCUUCAAAGUUUUCGAACGUAGCCGUCUACAGAACGAGGUUUUGUUUCACUCUUGGUUCUUGCUCUAUUUGAAUUUCUCAAACUGAAUAUGGACAUUUUUUUGGAUGAAAUUCAGUUUUCUGCGCAAAAGCCGAGAUAUUUUUGCUUUGAAGAUUGUGAUGCGUCGAAAUUGGAGUAAAAAGAGUAUCUGAUGUUGGAAAUUCAUUUGAAAUUCAUAGAUUCUAAACUUUUGGAGACGGGGAUCGCCUCAUUUAGCUAACAAAGAUUGAAUUUGGUUGAGAGGUAAUGGAGCAUCUGUCGUCACUGUUCAACGGAUUGGCAAGAUCUCUUUCCAUCAGAAAGGGAAAGAAUUGUGAGAUUGAUGUCGGAAGGGAAGCUGCUGAAGCAAUGACCAAAGAUGCAAAGAGGAACGACUUGAUAUUGCGUUCUCCGGGGAUUGUUAAUGUUGAUGGCUCAAAAAAUUUCGCCUCCAUCUUCUCAAAGAGAGGAAAGAAAGGAGUGAACCAAGAUUGCUUCAUUGUGUGGGAGGAAUUUGGAUGCCAAGCAGACAUGAUCUUUUGUGGGGUUUUUGAUGGGCACGGCCCAUGGGGACACUUUGUAGCAAAAGAAGUCAGGAAUUCAAUGCCAGCUUCUUUACUGUGCAAUUGGCAGGAGAUCGUUGCUCUAACUUCCCUUGACCCUGGUUGUGAAGUGGAAUCCAUUAAGAAACUUCAUCCAUUUGAUAUAUGGAAGGAAUCCUACAUCAAAACUUGUGCAGCCAUUGACCAGGAGCUUGAGCAGCAUCCUAGGAUUGAUUCCUACUACAGUGGUACAACUGCUUUGACAAUUGUGAGACAGGGUGAACUCAUUGUUAUAGCAAAUGUUGGGGACUCUCGUGCUGUGUUGGCUACCACUUCUGAUGAUGGAAGCUUGGUACCAGUGCAACUCACUAUUGACUUCAAGCCAAAUUUACCUCAGGAGGCUGAGAGGAUAACACAAUGCCGGGGGCGGGUGUUCUGUUUGAAGGAUGAACCUGGGGUGCACAGGGUCUGGCUGCCAGAGGAGGAAACACCAGGUCUGGCAAUGUCUAGAGCCUUUGGAGACUAUUGUGUAAAGGAUUAUGGGAUUGUAUCUGUGCCUGAAGUUACACAAAGGAAUAUAACCAGCAGGGACCAAUUUGUUGUACUGGCAACAGAUGGGGUGUGGGAUGUUAUCUCCAACCAAGAAGCAGUAGACGUGGUUUCAGCAACACCAGAAAGAGCUAAGUCAGCAAAAUGGCUGGUUGAAUAUGCAGGGAGUGCAUGGAGACGUAAGAAGUGUGGAAUUGCAAUGGAUGAUAUUUCUGCCAUUUGUCUCUUUUUGCACCCUUCCUCACCCCAUGAACCAGUUGACUCCGUAUCCCUGUAGAAAACGGCAUGGAAAAGAGCAAGCAAGCGUGAAUACCUCGGAAGUGGCUGCCAAGGGACGAGCAAGUCUGUUCCAACAAAAGAAGCUGUGAAUAACCUAUUGGCCUAAUCAUAUGAGAUGAAAACACAUCCUGAGGUUGUUUUUGUAGUUAAAACCUUCAACAGACCUGUGCUGGAUUUGAAUUGUCAAGGGUGUCUCAGACAAACUCUAAGGUGCGAUUUCUUUCAUUUGAUUGGGUCCACAGCCAAAGGGCUAACCUCUGAGUGGAGGUUUGUUGCCGAGGAUUGGACUUGACUGAGGACUUAAAAGCACAAGUUAGCUCUGACUGCAGCUAUGGAAAUGAAAUCUCAAGAAUCAAAAUCACUCCAGAUAAGCAAAGAGGCAUAACAACACACGGAGUCAUCUUUAAAUUUCAUUGUGGACUGAAUUGGGAAGGAUAUAAUGCAAACUUUUUGUUUACUAGAAUUAAUAUUUCUUAUAAUGAUUAUGUACAUGUCUGAAUACCAUGAUUUCUGGAAUUGCAAAAGGAAAAGGGUAAAAGAAAAAUAAUUGAUUGAUAGUAUUGGUGGAUUUAUUGUGUAUUUAUUUGGACAGAAUGUACCAAAUGGGGGAAGGGGUAUUAAAUGUAAGCCCUUGUCAUCUGGGAGAAAACCUCUGGGGGAAGGAAUUAAGACUCUCUUGGAUCGUCUUCAGCACAAAUAUGGAUCAAGACUCUUAUGUUUCA